CGACGGACGUGCGUCGCGUCGAGUCGCGCGACGUCAGCGUAUAGACGUCGUAUCUCGAUAGCGCGGCAUGCGCCGGCCUAUUAAGCGCCACGAGUCCGUCGAUCAGUGGACCCUCCUCCUUGACUAAUCGCUCGCCGUACUUUGACCGUGUCGUGAGACAAUCGUGCUCAAUCCCGCGCAUCGGAUCGUCGCACCGUUCUCUUCGCUCUCGUUCACCUUCUGUCCGUUUCUCGCCGCCGCUCGGAGGGAGUCGGCCGCGACGACGCCCGACGCGAGAAAAGAUUAAAGAGAUGUUUUCGAAAUGGAGUUGGAUUGCUUUUAAUCUCAUUGUCUACGUAACCACUGCCCCACACAACGGAACUUUCCUGAAGACAGAAGCUAGAGCUUUCUUCGAAUUAAUCGAGUUAGAUUAUGAAGAUGUGUGUUACAACAAUGCCAAUGUUCAGUGGUCAUUUAUGGUGUCACCUUCCAAUAAAACAUUGUCAACAUGGGAAACACAGGAGUAUGGUUAUACGGAAUUUACAAAAACGCGAAAAAACGAAGUGAUCAAUAAAAUACAGAAUACAAAAGAACAGCUAGAACCAGCACUUCAAUAUAAAUACGAUGUGAUUGAGACACCUGGCGACACGCUGCUAAAAGACGAAGAUUGGAAGAAGCUUGUACAUUUCGCUGGCGUUGUGGAAUUGCAACGGUCAAUUAUCAGUCAUGUGAAUAAGUCGCACAACUAUUCGAGACAAGAUGUGGAAUAUUUGCUCUCUCAUAGUGGAAAACUCAAGGAUAAGCAAAUUGCUUGGAACGCUUGGUAUCGCCAAUAUGUAUCAUUAGUAACCAAUUACUCGAGCAAUUUACCACUCCUUGCUGAAGCUGCACAACAAAACGGUGCGAAAAAUGUUGAGGAAUAUUGGGAAAUGCUGUCAGGAUAUUCUGGCGGAUAUGAUAAAAUAAACAGUGAAUGGAGUCGGAUUAAUAAUCUUUAUGGAAAGAUUGUAAAAUUUAUUGGUACAAACUUGGCUCGAAAGUAUGAUAUUACUAUAAAUGAUACACUUCCGGCUUAUUUACUCGGUAGUUUACAAGGAUACGACUGGACGGAUAUAUCAUCAGACGUGUUACCCAACUCAGAGUUGAUCUACAAUCUCAAAAAAAAUUUGUGGGGAAAGAAAUAUGUGGGGAAAUCUCUAUACAAGACUGCAUCCAGCUUGGGUUCAAUACUGUUGAAGCAAGUUCCGCAAGCGGAAUUUUGGGAUAAGAGUGAAUUUAACCGACAGUGCCCCUCCAGACUAUUGAACUUUUGUCGAGAUGGUACAAUGAGAGUUUCUACCUGUUCCAAAGCUACAAUAAGCAAUUUCUUGACAGCGCAUGAAGAUGUCGGCAAGGUACUAUUUAAUCAAAUGACUGUAGAAAACACUCCCGUUCUCGAUACAGUUAACAGAUAUUCCGGGUUAGAAGAAGGUAUAUCGACACUACUUGGAAUACUAUCGGCAAGUCCUGCAUGGCUCAGCCAUACUCAUUUAAUGAAUGCUACUACGGAUAAUGACCAACAAAUUGUGUCUUUAAUGAUAACCGCUCUCAAGAUACUUCCACGAUUAGCCUAUUAUUACUCCGCUGAUUUAUGGAGAUUAAAUGCGAUUCAAGAGAAUAUCACAGAUCCGGCAGAAUUGGUAGCAUCUUGGUGGAAGUACAGGCAACAGUACGAAGGUGUCUCUUCUACUAAUAUGGAUAAUCCAACAUUCAUGGAUGAUAGUCAUAUUGUUAGAAAUAGACCAUAUCUUCCCAAAAUUCUUGGAACGAUGCUAUCUUUUCAAUUAUAUGAGUACAAUACGGAUUCAACCGAAGUCAGAUACAAUAAUAUCGAUGGAAAGUUAAUGCACAGUAAUAUCAUAAAAAUGAUUCAACACAGUGGGACUCGCAAGUGGCAAGAUGUCCUGAAUAAAUGUGUCGACAUAGACGAUAUAUCCGCGGAUGCGCUUGUUUUGUAUUUUUCACCGCUGGAAGAAUUCAUCGAAGAUCACGAAGAAAAUUUCGAGUAUAUAUCUGGAGCGACGGCGGAUAAAGAACUUGAAGAAUUGGAGAAACAUAUUUUGCGAGAGAUCAACACUCCCACUACGACGCCCCCGCCUACUACUACUACCGCACACAGAAUAACAACAAAAGCGACAUCGUACAAAACCAAAAGUGACGUGAAAAAUAUGCAAUCAAAGGGAGAAAAAUCUUUAGAAUCGAAAUCAUCCAUAUAUAUGGAGGAUAAGCCGAGAAAUCCCGGAUCGGACUCACCAACACAAGUUCCUUUCAACAAAUCAUCAUCAUUGUCGUCACCCAUGCCCGAUCUUGUAAACGACAUAGAUAAUAAAACAGUAGAGAUUGGUACUAGUAAAGCGGUAUGGGCCGUAAGCGCAGUUCUCAUCGCGAUAGUAGUCAUUAGUAUCAUUGCGAUUUUCGGAAGACGAAGAUGUCGUAAAACGCCAAAAAAUAGACGGUACGUUUAACAGUAUACAUUUUUGUUACUAAAUAUAUUUAUUUCUCGCAUUUAGGAGAAUAUGAUCAUGUAACUUAUUAUCACAACAACGUCUUUUUUCAUUAAGGGAAUCAUUUUCUAAUUUAAUCGCUCUUUCGAGUAUUCGACAACAUCGUGCAUUCCUUAGUAAUGUUCCUUGUACGCUAUGUCCAUUUCUUUGGACAUUACUAAUCAAUUAGCUCAAUCACGUUUGCCUUGUAUCUCUACCUCCAAAUCUUAUUCAGGAAUGAGCUUUCAGCUACUCCUCUGAUAUCACAAAAGUCUUGAUACUAGAUGUAUUUGUCGAUUCAUCCAUCAAUUAUCCUAUCAUUCUAGGUAAUUGCAACAAUUGCAACAUUUAUACGAUUAGUAUCGGGCAUAAAGGAUCCUAAACGAACGAAUUACAAUUUUUUACACACUCAUUGAUGUAAUAACAUCAAUAUAUAUAUGUAUACAAAAUAUGGUUAUUGUAUACAUGUGUGUGUGCGCGUGUGUGUAUAUAUGCACGCACACGCACACACACACGUGUAUAUUUCCUGAUUUGUAAUGCCAAAUCUAUACCUCAACGACUGGUUUAGUGCUCCCUAGUCAUAUUAUGAUUAUAGCACGUGUUAAGAAGUUAUACAGGUGUUGUAUAUAAUUGAUAGUUGCAAAGAGACAAGAGAGUGUAGGUAAUUAAGAUUAUAGAGCUUUUAUACAUAAUGAUAAGAGUCAUUAUGUAAGGUUUAAUAUUUCAGCGUACUUAGUAUAAGUAGACUAUUUUCCUAUAAAUAUUAUAGUAUUGUCUUCAAGUAUCGUGCUUGUGCGUUGUUUACAUAUCACUGUGAAAAAUUUAUAUUUUUUUAUCUUGUACAUCUUGUCUUGUACCUAUCUGUUUAUAGAACAAUAAAAUAUUCCAUAGUUAAAACAUGAUUCGAUAAUCAAUGCGAUUGUGCCAAAGAAAUCGCGUGGUUUUGCUUAUAACUACUUAAAUUAUAUAUAUACACACAUAAUUGAAAGUAUAAGAAUAGUAGAAGUACAGAGUGAAACAUACUGUAUCUAUUAAUUACAUAAAUAAAUAUUUCAUUAUUCAAAUAAAA
Molecule: messenger RNA, 3570 nt
Organism: Vollenhovia emeryi
Lineage: Eukaryota; Metazoa; Arthropoda; Insecta; Hymenoptera; Formicidae
Product: angiotensin-converting enzyme-like
Exons: 13
Coding region: 291-2483 (730 amino acids)
Biological process (GO): proteolysis
Cellular component (GO): plasma membrane
Molecular function (GO): peptidyl-dipeptidase activity; metallopeptidase activity
Source: RefSeq, a predicted model, not a curated record